Messenger RNA from Lizanozyma spartinae, 771 nucleotides. RefSeq lists its product as uncharacterized. The transcript has a single exon. The coding region runs from base 1 to 771 and encodes 256 amino acids. The record is from RefSeq and is a predicted model, not a curated record. NCBI's taxonomy places the organism in Eukaryota, Fungi, Ascomycota, Pichiomycetes, Serinales, Debaryomycetaceae.
AUGGCACAACAUCAAGGGACUUCGUUCCAUUAUAAGCUUUUCACAUACCCCAAUCCGAAGCCACAACAGGAAUCGGGUCAACAGAACUCAUUACUGGUGCUUGACCAAGAAUAUGACUUGAAGGAAUCCAAUAGCAUAUUGUCUGAUGAUCAAUCACUGUAUGUGUUGUUCCAGCCACUAUCAACAGCAGGAAGUGUAACCAACACACAACAAAGUGCUCAUGAAUCAGAUAUACUUUCUUUGACUACAAGCAAUAAUACGCCGAGAGGAACCAGCGAAGCUGCAGCAGAUGCCGUUGCAGGUGCUACCGUUGCACUUGUUGGUGGUGAAGAAUCAGAGUUUAGUAGACACACCAUUACUACUACCCAAGAUACACUUUCAUCCAAGAUUGAGAACUGGAAUGAAUCUUCUUACCAACAGGAUGAAAUCGUUGACGAUAACAUUGCCAGUUGGGAUCUCGAUGAAGGAUUAUCGACCCCCAAAUACUUUGAUCGUGCAUUUUAUGGUGAUGAUUUAUUUAAACACAUGAGUAAAGUUGAUUUCUCCAAGUUUAUUAAAAUUCAUCAACAGAAUAAGUUGGCUUUGAAUCCUAAAAUGGACCAAAUGAUGUGGAAAUAUUUACAGGAUAGUCGAUCUCCUCAACCUUAUAUGAGUUUGAAAACAAUGGAUUACUUGAGUACAUUCAAGACAUUGGAGACGAGCGAUACCAAUACUACUAAUUCACUAUUACUUUGUGGAGGUUCAAAUCAAUGGAGUGAUCAUAUGGGAUAA